Dentiscutata heterogama is the source of this 675-nucleotide messenger RNA. The record is from the annotation of a GenBank genome assembly. Lineage: Eukaryota; Fungi; Glomeromycota; Glomeromycetes; Diversisporales; Gigasporaceae.
AUACAAGCAUCUAUUUUUAAUCAAUAUAUCAAGCAUCUUGAUAAUCAAAUGAGACUUGCUGGUUGGUCAAUUCUUCUUCUUAUGGAUGGAGCAUCAACUCAUAGACUUGAAAAAGGCUACACUCCAACAAAUAUAAAGCUUCAUAUUCUCUCUUUGAAUACAACAGCUCACCUGCAACCAUGUGAUACGAGAAUUAUUUGGAAAUCUGGUGAACCUCCUGAACCCUUAAAUAUUAAGGAUGUGAUUGAUUUUACCGCCACUGCUUGGAAAAAAAAUUCUAGUUUAACUAAUGAAUCAGAUCUUAUGGAUGAAAUUCAGAAUUUAAUUGGACAGUUACCUCUUGACCAACCCAUGAGUGCGUAUCAAUAUAUAAUUGCUAAUAAUGAUCUUAUUGCUACUAAGAUUCCAACUGAUGAAGAAAUAAUUGAGUCUGUUAAGAAUCAUGAAUGCAUUGAACUGGAAGAUGAAAGUCCAAAAAAAUUAAUCUCCUUUGUUCAGGCCUUGGAAUUCAUUAAAGGAAUCUCAUCUUUCUUUGAGCAACAACCUGAUAGUAAUUUCAAAGUUGAAGAUUCUUUUAUUCGAGGUUUAAGACAACUUAAAAAAGAAGUAAAUUUUAAGCAUAUUGCUUCAAAACAACAAGCCACCUUAGAUACGUUUAUUCAUAGUACAAAUUAA